This is a messenger RNA of Spinacia oleracea (spinach), 1785 nucleotides long. RefSeq lists its product as uncharacterized. The record is from RefSeq and is a predicted model, not a curated record. The transcript has a single exon. The coding region runs from base 1 to 1785 and encodes 594 amino acids. NCBI's taxonomy places the organism in Eukaryota, Viridiplantae, Streptophyta, Magnoliopsida, Caryophyllales, Amaranthaceae.
AUGACCUUCUCAGCAGAGGACUGUCGAGGGGUAACAUACGACCAUGAAGACCCACUUGUGGUAUCAGUGGACAUCGCCAACCACACCGUCCACAGGGUUUUGGUAGACGGAGGCACUUCGGCUAACAUACUUUUCAGAUGUGCCUUCGAUAAACUUAAAAUUCACCCUCAACAGCUGACCAAGGUUAACUUCCCAGUCAUCGGCUUCAAUGGUUCGUCCGUAGUUCCCGAAGGAAAAAUAACACUUCCUGUAACCAUCGGAAGACGACAAUCAGCAAGAAAUAACCUGACCGACUUCCUAGUUAUCAACGUUCCCACGGUCUACAACGUCAUAAUGGGGAGACCGCUAAUCCACAGAAUCCAGGGCAUAGCAUCAACCUAUCACCAGACAAUACAAUAUGUAUCCGACUCCGGCAUACCCGAGAAAUUACGAGGAAAUCAAGAAUCAGCUCGACGAUGCAAUUACAACGCAGUCAAAACUAGAAAUCAUCGAGAAAACGACCCCGAGGAAGAUUCCUCCGAAGAGAGAUCCGACCCUAGCACAACACAGGGAAGAAUCAAAAGGAAGUCGGAUGAUUCAAGAAAAUCCACACCGAUGGCAGACAUAGAGGGCAGACCCGACAAUGGGGAGCCCCAAACAGACACAGAUAUGAAAGACGUCUCACUCGAUGGCGGAGAGCCGUCAGGCAUUCGGAUCGGCACAGACCUAGGGUCGGACCUAAAAAUCAUGAUCAUCGACUUACUAAGGGAGCACAAAGAUAUCUUCGCAUUCUCAGCAGAAGACAUGCCAGGAAUCGACCCCAAAACAGUCACCCAUAAGCUAAACGUCCUGGAAGGGUCAAAACCCAUCAAGCAAAGGCUACGCAACUACUCUGCCGAGAAAAUUAAAGCAGUGUCAGAAGAGGUCCAAAAAUUGAAAGACGCUGGCUUCAUCGAACCCUGCAAGUACCCAGAAUGGCUCGCCAACGUAGUCAUGGUGAAGAAGCCCAACGGAUCCUGGCGAAUGUGCGUAGACUUCACCAACAUCAAUCAGGCAUGCCCAAAAGACUGCUACCCCCUUCCUCGGAUAGAUCAACUCGUAGACUCCACCGUCGGCCACGCCCUCCUCAGCUUCAUGGACGCCUUCUCCGGAUAUCAUCAGAUAUUCAUGGACAGCCACGAUAGAACAAAAACAGCAUUCAUCACUAGCGGAGGGGUGUAUAACUACGUCAUGAUGCCUUUCGGUCUAAAAAACGCAGGGGCCACUUACCAAAGACUGGUGGACCACGUCUUCGCCGACCAAAAAGGUAGAAACGUCGAGGUAUACGUAGACGAUUCGAUCGUCAAAAGCAAGAAGGAUACCGACCAUGUUGCGGACCUCAGAGAAACUUUCAAAAAUCUUCGAAAGUAUAAAAUGAAGUUAAACCCAAAGAAAUGUGUCUUUGGGGUAAGAUCUGGAAAAUUCCUAGGCUUCAUGGUCAGCCAAAGAGGAAUAGAUGCAAACCCCGACAAAGUUAAAGCAGCCAUAGAUCUGCCAGAGCCGAAGACGAAGAGGGACAUUCAGAGACUGGCAGGAAGGAUGGCCGCACUCUCCCGAUUCAUCUCAAAGGCAUCAGACAAGGGAAUCCCUUUCUUCAAAGCAUUAAAAAAUAAAGACAUGGUCUGGGGAGCGGAACAGAAGGAAGCCUUUAGCCGACUCAAGACACACUUAGCCAGUUUACCUACCUUGGCCCGACCCGUCGAAGGAGAAACGCUAUACCUCUAUGUGGCCGUCAUCCCAGCAACUGUCAGUGCAGUACUACUCUGA